Bursaphelenchus okinawaensis is the source of this 1302-nucleotide messenger RNA. NCBI's taxonomy places the organism in Eukaryota, Metazoa, Nematoda, Chromadorea, Rhabditida, Aphelenchoididae. The record is from the annotation of a GenBank genome assembly.
AUGGACGAUUGGGGUGAGUUUGUCACUUAUUUUUUGUUGAUUCAGAUAACGUUUGAUGGUUGACUGAAGAUUUAGAGUUUGUGCCGUUCAUGUUGCCUUUUAUAACAUUGUACAUGUUUUAAAACAUGUAGAUAAGUUUGCUUAUAGUUACUGAGAUCAUUAUAAAAGCUUGUUUAUAAGAAAAAGUUUAAUCUACAUUGUUUUAGAUGCUGAUGACUACGAUCCAUCCGCGCAGUUGCAAGACAAGAUCGCAACUCUGGGAUUGGAGGACAAGUUGAAGGAUGAACCGGCCAAAGAAGUAAAGGAGUCGAAAUCUAGCAAAAGUCAAAGCUCGAAGUCUGCUUCAGCCGGUGGGCAAAAGGAUCUGAGCCAGGCCGAGAUCAUGGAGAUGCAAAAGAGGUCAGACAUGGAAUUGUUUGCGGAUUUAAUUGGUAUGUUGUUAAAGGUUUAUUCUCAAGUUUUUAGGCUUUAUUUUGAGAAUAUUUGCAUGUGUGAUUAAUCUUGUUUUCGGGCUAAACGUCGUCUUUGACUUAUGUUAACUAUGAUUAUUCACUUUUAGACAAAUUAUUCUUAUUUUUAUUGUUUACAUUAAUUAAGUAACAAUUUAGGAGCUGAAUCAACGGACAAGAAAUACAGCGAGCUGGAAUCUCGCCUUGAAUUUAAAGAAUUUGCCGAAAGAACUGCUGCCGCUUUCACUGCAAGAUCCAAUACUGGUUUCUACGUUGACUUCGUGACGGUAUUAGUUGACGAAAUUACAAAACCUAGUAAGUUUAACAAAUUUUAUUUUUGUUAGGAUGAAAUUAGUUUUGAUAAGCUGUUUUGCAUGAUUUUACAUUAACUUUACGUGAAGAUUUGAUAGGUAUUGGUUUUGACGUUGUGCCUUCUGAAUUAUAAAAUUAGAAAUUGAUUUUACAAGAAUACGAAAAAGAUUAAUUUGUUCCAUUUAGUGAAUAAAUUCCAAUUGGAAAACGUGGUCAAUAUGCUUCAAGGUAAAGUGAAACAAUUGGCAGAAGCUGAGAAGAUCGAAAAGGUGAGACAUUUUUUAAAACUUUUGCCAAAUUAAACUGAAAAGCAGUUUACUGGUUGUAAAAUGCGAUGUUUAGUCUUCCGUUUUUUAUAUUUUUCUCUUUUAUUUGAAAUAUCCUUUUAAUUCCUUAAUCAUACUGAUUACAGGAGAAGGAAGAAGCCGCCAAAGCCGCGCGAGAUGCUCAAGGCAAGCAAAAGAACAAGAAGAAGAUCAAGAAGGAAGUGUACGACGACUAUGUGGAAGACGAAUACGAUGACUUUAUCGAUAAGUUCUAA